AUGGUUCACCCUGUCCAGGAUGUGGUUCCAACUUUUGACAAGUGCAUGCGUUUGGUGGCACCCCCAUCUGUGAGUGGCCAGGCCCUGGUGGGAGAUGUGCCCUCGCCACGGCCCAGCCCCGAUCAAAAGACCCCCAGGCUCAGGUCAGGAGCCUCUAGUCCCAGACGACACUCUCCUGGCUCAGCCACUCCCCAGCUAAGCCCAGGGUUCACCUGCCCCUCCUCCAGCUCGGCCGGGCUCAGCCCUCCCGGCUGCAGGGACCCCCUUUCUCCUAGGAACCGGGAGGAACAGCCGCCUGGGACUUCCCCGGCCCCCUCCUGGGCCCAGCUGCAGCCACAACCGGCUCUGCCCCGCCGCUUGCUGGCGGCUGCCCGCACUGCGCCUCCGGGCACGGCUCCGGGGUCGCUCCCGGCCGCGCGCGGGCUCACCCCGACCCCCGGCCCCGGCGCCCGCGCUCAGGGCUUGCUUCUCCGGCCAGGGCCGCCCGCGUCCCCCCACCGGCUCCUGGGGGCUCCUCGGGACCCCUGCGCUGCUCCGACUCCCUCGCCUCCAGCCCCUGCUCCCGCCAGAUGCACUGCACACCCGGGGCCUCGGUUUCCCCCGCAGGAAAGGAGCGUGCAGAACCCAGAGGUAGUAAAUGCGCCCGGUGUUAGAUCCACGGGAUGGAGUCGGCCCCCGCUGCCCUGCUCCAGACAACGUGUCCCCUCCCAGAGCCGACCAACCCCACAACCUCUAAUGCCUUCUUCAGAGGACACCCUCGCACGGCCACGACUUGGGGAGAAGAGGCAGCCGUCCUGUGACAACGAGGCAACAAGGCAAGGGGAAACGCCGGGCUGCCGGGAGGCCACUUCCUCUGGGCCUCUUGGGGGGAAAUAAACCGCUAUUUGUUGACA
This is a messenger RNA of Prionailurus viverrinus (fishing cat), 893 nucleotides long. RefSeq names its product basic proline-rich protein-like. The record is from RefSeq and is a predicted model, not a curated record. The transcript is spliced from 4 exons. Lineage: Eukaryota; Metazoa; Chordata; Mammalia; Carnivora; Felidae. The coding region runs from base 1 to 876 and encodes 291 amino acids.